This is a messenger RNA of Cyclospora cayetanensis, 1359 nucleotides long. RefSeq lists its product as uncharacterized. The transcript is spliced from 4 exons. Gene Ontology annotation, molecular function: glycine transmembrane transporter activity. Gene Ontology annotation, biological process: glycine import into mitochondrion. NCBI's taxonomy places the organism in Eukaryota, Apicomplexa, Conoidasida, Eucoccidiorida, Eimeriidae. The coding region runs from base 1 to 1359 and encodes 452 amino acids. The record is from RefSeq and is a predicted model, not a curated record. Gene Ontology annotation, cellular component: mitochondrion.
AUGUCUCAGCCACAGGGCUCCAUUUCGACGAACUUCGUACAGGAAUUUCGUUGCACUCUUGUGACGGGCUUCGUGACGGCGGCUGUUUUUAAUCCAUGGGACAAAGCUCUAUAUCUAAGCGUGAAAGAGGGGAGACCUUUUCUUGCCCCCAUCAACUGGCACCUGCCUUUCAGAGGCUUCCUGCGUGCUUUUGUCGCCAGGACUCUCAGCACGGGGUUGUACUUCCCUCUAGAGGCUGCUGGAUUUGCUCUGCAUGUAGGCUUGCUUGCCUUUGGGGUGUAUGCCUGUGUCGCAGAGGCUACGUUCUAUUCGCGUCUUCUUCGCAGCAGUGUCUUUGGUGCAACGUCGAGGCAAGAAGGCCUUCGCGCGCCGCAGAGUCUCACGGAAUCGGCUAGUCGGCAUGAGGGGGGUUUAGGCGAAGAAACGAGACUGGAAGCAGAAAACGCAGCAGCGAUCGCUUUGGAAAAAGGGAUUUCGAGAUACCCAGUCCACAGUGUAAGGUCGACGUGGCAAGGGCCCUCGGCCGGCGGCGGGGCCCCGGGGGGGGGCCCCCCCUGGAGGACCUUCGAAGAAAAGACUUAUGAGCGCGUGGCCUUGUUUUGCGCUGGCAACUUGGCGGGGGUUUGCUGCGGCGUGCUGAGCCACCCUUUGACGGUUUUCAAAUACGCCAUGUGGAACGAUAAUUGCCGGGGGAUCUGUGAAGUUUUCGCGCAGUUUUACGCACAAGGAGGUAAGUCGGAAGGCGUCAGGACAGAGACAGUCCGGGAGGGGAGGGCGAGGUUUGGAUCAAGCGUUCUCACAGGGAGAGGCGGGAGGCAGAUUUGGAGGCGCUUCACGUUGAGGACGUGUUCUGAAUACGCGUUGACGACGCUUUACCGAGGAUUCGUGGCGACUGUGGCUCGCGAUAGUUUGUUUGGGGGCGUGUAUGCAUGUGCGCGUCACCACCUAAUGAUGCGACGGCCCGAAGCCGCAUCAAGAGCCACAAAAUUCGCUUCCUCGGAGGGCAAUCUGCACAGGCGAGAGUGCCGGUUAGGGGGGGGAGAAGAGGGCAGCACCCUUUUUCACCGCCUCAUGUUGAACACUGUAGCUGCCUGCGUCGCUGUAGCGGCCUCGUCUCCCCUCAACUACGUUAAAAACAUGCAGCUGGCGGCUUCGCCAGAGUCUCCCCAACCCCGCAUGCGCGUGCUGCUGGGGGAGCUGGUCCGUCAAGUUGCAGCGGCCCCGGGAGCGCAGGCUAGGCUGGCAGUUUUGAGUCGAAGCCUUCUUUUGGGGUGGGGCACGCUCCGCGCUGCCGUGGGCAUGGCCUUUGGGGCUUUCGUAUUCGAUUUAUGCCGAGAGGAAACCACGAUACACACUUAA